AUGCAGGCUCGCAAGCAUGCAAAGGUACCUGGCAGCAGGCGCUCACUUCGCAGCGAGCUGCUUCAGAGAUUAGCCUACCCACACGCUACAGAUGAAGCCGUCCCACUACAGAGCAGGGAGGCCUUGCUUCACGUCGUGUGGGCUUUGAUACAAGACUACCUGGGUGAACCCCCGAAGAUGCAGGUUGUGACCUACGAAGUUGAUCCGUUCACGUGCAACCACACGGUUAAGCUUUGGGAUCCUCGCUCGGGCAGGGCAGCGACACGCUUCCUGACCGGCCACACGGACACGGUCCUCACAGUUGCGAUGAAGGGAAACAUUGUCCUUACGGGAUCUUACGAUUGCACUGCCAGGGCCUGGGACGCCUCACGAGGUGUAUUGCUCAAGACGAUCCUCUUCGACUGCUCCGUGACUGCAGUGGGCAUUGAGCAGUCCACCAUCAUCUUGGGCGGCAGCAAUGGUAUGGCCGUGCUGGGCAAGAUCACUGGGGACCGCGACUGGGUCUAUGGACGGUACUGCACGGCUGUGGAAUUCUGCAUGGCGCAAUUGAGAGAUUGUGUGAAACCGGUGGAAGUCAACGAUCACGAUACCUUCCUUGGAAGUUGGCCCGGCUGCCAGACUUUACUUGCAACGGAUCUGCUGCAAGGUUUAGUGCUUUGCAGUGUGUCGCAAUUCGAGCCUGCUCCGUGCGGUUUGAUUGCUUCAAUCGUGGUGUCCUUGGCCAUCGCCGGGGAUUUUGUCGCUAUGGGUUCGGGCCGUGGCGCCGUGCAGGCAUGGGGUGCGCAGCUCGCUGUCUUGCGGUAG
Molecule: messenger RNA, 804 nt
Organism: Symbiodinium necroappetens
Lineage: Eukaryota; Dinophyceae; Suessiales; Symbiodiniaceae
Source: the annotation of a GenBank genome assembly